AUAAUGUCAAAAGUACUCUGAAUAUGCUUAUGCUAUAGGAGAUUGAGAGAUUUGUGAAAUGUUGGAUACGUUAGGUGCUACUUUAAUAGCGACAUCCUUCCUCAUUUGUUAUGUAAGCGGACAAAACCCUGGGUCUGUGUAUUGUGACGCAUGUACCAGAUGUACAGAGGAUGUCUUCCAUGGCCAGGCAUAUUCAUGUCAAGGAGACUCAACAUUUCUUCCUGAAUGUGACUGUGCAACAUGUAGAUGCACUAAAGGUACAGAGAACUGGUGUGAAAUUGAGGCUCUAUUAGGAGAAUACACCAUGUUGUUUAUCAAUUUUGAUGACGAUGCAAACACCCAACAAACGACCAUAUAUGGCACACCACUACUUGACUCCCUCCUUGAGCAGUAUGGCCCUGGGGGCCCGAGAUCCAACCUCUGGCGUACUACACUUGAUGGAAAUCUAUAUUGCGAUCGGUCUGUCCUCAAAGCCAAUAUUUGUGAAGGAUUUGCUGCA
Owenia fusiformis is the source of this 499-nucleotide messenger RNA. The record is from the annotation of a GenBank genome assembly. NCBI's taxonomy places the organism in Eukaryota, Metazoa, Annelida, Polychaeta, Sabellida, Oweniidae.